ACGUUGUUGCUCAACCUUCGAGGGGUGUGUUGAGGGACGGACUGGGAGGAGGCUUGUUUUACGCGUGUACUAAGAUACAGAGGAACCCCGAACUAAACAGGAGAAAAGCGUUUUCCUCCGUGGACGUGUUGUGAGGUGCUGACGUCGAGCAGUGAACCGCCGGACAAGAACAGCAGCAGCAGCAGCAGCAGACAUGAGGUUUCAGGCUCUUUUCUUCCUUCUGCUCCUCGCGUGCAUGUACCUGAGUCUUGCACAAGGCUCGUACGGCAACUGCUGCCUCCGCUACAGUCGGAAUGCAAAGAAACUUCACAUUAAAAUGGUGAACAGGUACUGGAUGCAGGAGACAGAUGGGGACUGCAACAUCCGAGCUGUUGUGGUUGAGUUGAAGAGGAGGGAUCGGAAUAACAAGCCACUGACCAUCUGUGUCGAUCCAGAAAUGGCCAAAAUCAGGAUUCUGGUGGACUUGAUGGAAUCCCUUGGAAUGCGUGCAGAUCGUAGAAGACCAUAAAGAAGACACGGAUGACGGAGGAGAGAGGCCUGAGGGCCCUGAGGGGCCCGAGGGGCCCGAGCCCCCCCCCCCCCCCCCCCCCCCCCCAGGCAUCACCUAUCACCUUGUACCAGAUGGAUAACGUUUCCUGUUUGGGGGCGUAGAAUGUAAAUCAAAUAUACAGCUCCCUAUAGCACAACGAACCCUAUGUUAUAGCCAGUAUAUGCAAGACUUACACGCUUAAAUGAGCCAUGAUGACUAUGAUACUGUUCUCUGCUCUGUGAUAAGUAGAGCCUGCUAGCGAUGAGCCUCUAUUCGGCAGCUUUGAAAUGUUUUUGUGCAUUCGUGCAUGUUUCUUGAAUGUGAUAAAUAAGUGGAGAAACCACUUUGGGGAUAAGCAAGAGAGCUUUUAUAUAGAACAGACUUCCAGAUUUUUUUAAUCAAUACUAAUCCUAUGUACCUUUUCUUACUAUAUCAAAUAAAUAAAGAGGAUUAUUCAUCUUAAAAUGAA
Molecule: messenger RNA, 998 nt
Organism: Betta splendens (Siamese fighting fish)
Lineage: Eukaryota; Metazoa; Chordata; Actinopteri; Anabantiformes; Osphronemidae
Gene: ccl25b
Product: chemokine (C-C motif) ligand 25b
Exons: 5
Coding region: 194-508 (104 amino acids)
Biological process (GO): immune response
Cellular component (GO): extracellular region
Molecular function (GO): chemokine activity
Source: RefSeq, a predicted model, not a curated record